Molecule: messenger RNA, 3873 nt
Organism: Oxyura jamaicensis (ruddy duck)
Lineage: Eukaryota; Metazoa; Chordata; Aves; Anseriformes; Anatidae
Gene: GPR148
Product: G protein-coupled receptor 148
Exons: 2
Coding region: 1388-2443 (351 amino acids)
Cellular component (GO): membrane
Source: RefSeq, a predicted model, not a curated record
CUUGUCAAGACUGCCAAAACAGUUGUCUGAACUUAGACAGUUUAAUUUAAGGCACCUAAAUGAAUAAUGUAACUUAAACAAGUUGAGCAGCCAGCAGAUUUCACUGACUAUUUUGACUAUAGUAUUAGAUGCUUGGCUUGCGUGCACGCUAUUUUUCAAAUACUGGGAGUAAUCCUUUGAUAUUUGAUGUUACUUAAAAAGCUUCUGGAUACCCUUGCACCCCUGGUGAGAAGAGCACCUAGAGCUGAGAGGUGACAAAUCUCUUGUCUUUUUGCUUGUGUUCUGCGUAAACAACAAAGUACCGUGAUGUCGUAGCAGCAAUGUGCGGCUUUGUGCGGUGCUCACCCAGAGUUAAGACUAAAACAUUAUUAGCCAAUGUGGAGCCUAUGGAAAAAAAUAAAAAAUAAAAAACUAACAAUUUUUCUUCUGAUCAGACCACUCCUGGAAGAAUAUGAACAGUUCCUUCUCCACAACAGAGAACCUUCCCAUUCUCUCAUUGCAUCCCCAGCUCUGACGCUCAGGUGUGAUGGGAAGAGCAGCACAGCGCAGCACGGCAGCCGUGUGCUGGCCAGCAAGCCAAGAAAAGGUAUCCAAAUGGAUGUUGGAAAUUCCAAGUGUGCUGCAGAGUAUGCUGGUAUGUUACCGUGUAUGACACUCAGCCCGGACAAUUUACAAAUUGACUGUAAGGCAGCAGUAGAUGAGAACUCAGUAUUUGUGCACCAUGCAUUAAUAAAGGCAGGGGAAGGCUUAUCGUCUGUAAAUAAAAUGCUUUGAUUCACUGAAGCAAAAAUGUUUGUCAUCUAUAAAUAGGAUCAUUUAAUUCACUGGAGCCAUUGUGAUACAAUUUUACAACAGGACUGAAAGCCAUUUUUACUGAUGACUUCAAAUCAAUUGUGUUGUUUGACACAAAUUGGUGCAAAACAUCAUCUGAUCCCGUUUAUGACUCUCCUACUUCGGUACACUUGGAAUGUUGUUCUGUAUCAUUUCACAUCUGUUUAAUCGAGCUAAUAUUCCAUCUGCUUCAUUGGAGUGAUAAUGUGAUGAGCUCAAACUCAAAUUACUGAUAAUGAACAACUCGUUCAUUUCUCAUCAAAGAGCUAGCUGAGGGAUUAGAUUUUUUUUUCUGAAGCCCACAAGGCUUCAUUCUCUUCUAAACAUUAGAUUUUGCAGUAAGAAAAGAAAGUCUCCACUUCAGGCAAAAACAUCUUUUGGGACCACAGAAUUUGCUUUCAAGUUUCAGCUUGUCCUUGAGAAGAGCUGGUCGAAUUGGCUAAGGAAAUCACUUUGCUUCCAAAGACAUUUGCAUCCUCUGCUUCAUUUGCCUAAGGAUUAAGCAUAGAAGAUCUUGCUUUUCUCUGUCGGACAAUCAUCCCCAAAUCCUAAGAAAAUGAACUUCUUUCUCUGUGGUCCAACGACAAGAAUGAAUGCAACUGCACUCCUCCUCCGGGAGGUGUCCAACAGCUCCUCAAAUCUGAAUGAAGCUUCUUUGUACUACUUGCUGGAGGAAUGGGCUCUCAACCCACAAGACACAAACAUGAAGAUGUUUUUAAUUCCUCCAGUUGUCUGCCUCAUGGCAGGUGUCCUCAUUAUUCCUUCCAUCUUGUUUGUGAUCUUCUCUAGGUUUAGCAUCCGAAAGGAAACGAGGUACAUGCUGCUGGGGAAUGCUUUGCUCUGUGAUCUGAUAUACCUUUUGUUCUACGCACUGUCAGCUACUCUCAGCGCAGCACAUGUAAGUCUCCCAAAGGAAGCCUGUGUUCUCCAGUUAUUCCUGCUGGCAGUGGCUUACUGCGGAGGACUGUUCACAGCUGCUGCCAUAGUCUUGGACACGUACAUAGCUAUUUUGUUUCCUUUGCGCUACGUCACUAUUUUGCCUUCUUCACGAACAAAAAAAGUGAUUGUAUUGCUAUGGAUCUGUUCGGGGGUUCUCCCUGGGAUUUUCUUCUUGGUGCUAUCCAGCACUCACAACUUUGUGCCCUGCGUCCUGGAAAUGUGCUCGAUUCCCCUAAUAAUAAUAUUAACUCUGAGUGGGACUGAUGCUGUGAAACUCUGUUUCUGGCUGUCUGCUAUGGUUAUCUUUCUCUUCUUGUCUCUAAUAUUUUGUUGUUAUGCUAUUCUUUAUUUUAAAACCAGGCAAUCAGGUAUAUGGGAGAGCAUCUGUUCCAGAGCCAGUGUGACUUUCUUAAUGCACAACACUGUGUUGUUCUUUUAUUUCUCUCCACUCUUGGUUCUUUUUGUAGAAUCAUUCUUGUACGUUAACGUUGUCAUUGGACUGGAGACAGGAAUCUGGGUCUCCCUGACAAUCUGCAAUGUCCUGAUGAUUCUGCCUAAAGUUUUGUUCCCUUUUCUGUAUGGACUUCGAUACAGAGAGAUCUCAGCAUCUCUCAAAUCCAUCAUCAGAAGGAAGCAUCUUCACCUGGUGUCACCUGCUCCAUCACCAUCCUGAGGCAACACAGAGAACAGUUACAACACAAGAGUUGUCCUUAACUUGUUAGCGUGCAAGCCUGGUGGAAAUCACUCAGCUUCUUUUGCAAGUGUGAGAUGUGGGCUGAUCACUCUGCCUCCUUGGUGCCAGAAGGGCACAAGUCUUUCAUCACAUCACAGUUGGGAUUACAGCAGAUGCUGCCCUGGACAAAACUCUAUGCUUUGUUGUGAUGUGGGAGGGCAGCAUAUUUUGGAGGACAUAGUGAGUCAGGAUCAUUUCCAUCCAUCCAUGGCAGAUGUCUUCCUGGAAAAUAGAAAACGAAAAAUAGAUGGUGCAAAGCACAUGGGUGCAGAGCAAAGGGGGUAACUGCAGGUCUCUUGACAGCACUGCCUACAGGAUACAGGAUUCUUAACCAAGCAAACGUACUGUGAGCAGAUCAGCUAUUUUUUUCAUUCAUGGUGUAUUUUUGCAAGGUUGGUAGCCACUGUUCUGUUCUGUAACAUGUCAUGAAAAAUGCCUCUGGAAACUGCCGUACUCAGUGAAACACUGUGCUUCACCUCAGGCGGUGUGUCAGUGUACUAUCUGCCUUAUGGAUUCUGUCUGACAAUGUGCAAAACACUGUGUUUUUGUAAAAUCUCUGUUUGAUGGGAAGUCAUCUUUGAUCAGUGUCUGUCAGGCAGCUCGGUGAGGGAAGACGAGCAGGAGCAGCGGGUGGCAAGGGGGCAAGCAGGCAGUGCCUGCUGCGGGGUGCCAGGCUCAGCCCAGAGCCCUGGGUCCCUGCCAGGUCCCUGCCGGGUCCCUGCCAGUGCUGCCAGGUCACAGACUCUCUCUGCCUUCUCUGUUCUUAAAGCAAUACCCCAAAAGUGCUGUUUGUGUGUUUGGGGUGUUUCACACUCAUCUGAAGAACGGCACUAAGUGGGAGUCAGGAGAUCAGUGUGUGGUUGCACAAGGUGUUUUUGGCAAUGCAGCCUGAGAGGUUCCUGCUUCUCUCCCUCUCCCCUCAUUCCCCAAGUGCUGGUUACUCUCCUCACUCCACGGUUUGCAGAUCUCCCCAGUCUGCUAAUGCAACUGCUCAUGGGGUUGCAGGCUAAAAAUAUCCCUCCAAAGAGAAGUAGAGUUGUUUUCAUCUUAACCAAGAUUAUCUCAGGGAUCUGUUUAUUAGCAUGUUCUGCAAAAAUCUGUGUCAGCACAGCUGAGGGGGUGACAAAUUUCAUGUCAGAGGUGGGGCACCUAGGGGGGCUUUGCUGUGAAGGGACACUUGUGUAAGAGCAUCUUUAAGCUAAAGUUGUUGCAAGUGAAAAAAAGAAAAAAAAAGUAUUAGUGCAUAUUUGCUUUAAGCAUGGUUCUGUGCUUCCCCUAUUUUUACCCAAAGGAACAUUAAAUUACUGAGUAAUUGCUUUGUUUUCCAGGGAAAAAUUCUUCAUCCUCUUCAAUAAAAAAUGAGGACCUGA